This is a messenger RNA of Synchiropus splendidus (mandarinfish), 5125 nucleotides long. It is a transcript of the gene zdhhc8b, whose product is annotated as zinc finger DHHC-type palmitoyltransferase 8b. The transcript is spliced from 11 exons. Lineage: Eukaryota; Metazoa; Chordata; Actinopteri; Syngnathiformes; Callionymidae. Gene Ontology annotation, molecular function: palmitoyltransferase activity. The coding region runs from base 192 to 2435 and encodes 747 amino acids. The record is from RefSeq and is a predicted model, not a curated record. Gene Ontology annotation, biological process: protein palmitoylation.
AGGCGCUGUUCCUGCCUCCCUCUCCCUGGAUCUACGCGGCGUCCAUGGUAGCGGACUGGCUGGACCCCGAACCCGCAUAUAUCCCCCCUCACACGCGCACCGCUUACACACCGGACCCGCGCGUGUGCGUGUGUCGUUUCUGCACGCGCCUGCCGACGGAAUAAGUGACAGAGGAAUGUGGACAUUACAGGAUGCCCGACAGCGCCGGACAGAGAUUUAAACCCACCAAGUACAUCCCGGUGUCCACGGCUGCCACGCUCCUGGUGGGAUCCACCACUUUGUUUUUCGUCUUCACGUGCCCCUGGUUGACCAGAGUCGUCUCCCCUGCCGUGCCUCUCUACAAUGGCCUGGUCUUCCUCUUCGUCUUGGCCAACUUCAGCAUGGCCACCUUCAUGGACCCCGGCGUGUACCCCAGAGCGAACGAGGAUGAAGACAAGGACGACGACUUCAGGGCGCCGCUCUACAAGAACGUGGAGAUCAAGGGCAUCCAGGUCCGGAUGAAGUGGUGCGCCACCUGUCACUUCUACAGGCCGCCGCGCUGCUCGCACUGCAGCGUCUGUGACAACUGCGUGGAGGACUUCGACCACCACUGCCCGUGGGUCAACAACUGUAUCGGGCGGAGAAACUACCGCUACUUCUUCCUCUUCCUGCUGUCCCUCAGCGUCCACAUGGUGGGAGUCUUCACCUUCGGCCUGAUCUUCGUCCUCCACCACAGAGACCGGCUGGCGAUGAUACACACCACCGUCACGCUGGUGGUGAUGUGCAUAUCUGGGCUCUUCUUCAUUCCAGUCAUGGGUCUCACUGGCUUCCAUAUGGUGCUGGUGGCUCGAGGUCGGACGACCAAUGAACAGGUGACGGGCAAGUUUCGUGGAGGAGUAAAUCCCUUCACCAGGGGUUGCUAUGGCAACGUGGAGUAUGUCUUAUGCAGUCCCCUGGCACCAAGAUACGCUCUGGAUCCAAAGAAAAAGCCUCACGUCAAAAUCCAGCCUCCGUUUAUCAGGCCCGAUCUAUCGGACCGGCAAAUCACCAUCAAGGUCAGCGACAAUGGGAUUCACGGCACCGUCAUCAGCUCCAAGUCCAAGAGCAGCCUGGACGACCUGGAGGAGAAGGAAACUCAGCCUCCUCUCCCACCUAAGGCCGACAGAUACAACCUUCAGAAAGGCCACCUGAUCACCGGCGAUGAUUCGUCUCUGUCCAGUAAAGUCCACCCCUCCACUCCGGCCAUGUACAAGUUCCGGCCGUCGUUCGGCACCAUGCCCAAAGUUCACUAUCACGCCGCUGGAGACAAGAUCAUCUUGCCGGACGAGCAGAGGAGCUCCGCCAUCCUGGAGGAGGGCGUCCGCGCUCACGACUACCGGUCCGAGCCGAACCUGGACAUGCCGGAGUACACCAACGCCCCGCUGCACCGGACCUUUAAGUCCUCUCCCUUCCAGCUGGACGCCGACCCCAUCAACCCGCGCUCGCUCAGCCUGAAGCCGCGGCCGGAGAAGGGGCAGCUGGUGGGGCUGCAGCCGCAGGCCGUCACCUCCACGCCCUACAAGAGCGUCUUCUCGCCCAGUACGCUCUCCAACCGCAACGGGAGCCUGUCCUACGACAGCCUGCUGGCUCCGAGCGCCACCCCGUCCUCUGCCGGCGAGUGCAUGGCCCACCGCGCCGCUCCCUCCAUGGGCUUCCACUCGCCCUACCUGCCCACCAAAACGUGCCACGUGCGGGAGCCUGAGAUACAGCGGCACCAGGUUCCAGUCGCCUACAGUCCAGCGAUGCAGCCCAGAGCGGUCGGCCGACAGUCCCCUCACCAGCGGGACCCCUCCCCGGUCCGCUACGACAACCUCUCCCAGACCAUCAUGGCCUCCAUCCAGGAGCGGAAAGAGAUGGAGGAGCGUGAGAAGCGGCAGCUUCUGCACGGACGGUCCCAGACCCACGUUUAUGCCCAGGACUCUGGUGUGUUUGAUGGUGGGUACGGACUUCCGCACAACGCCUGCUACCAAGACGGGCCUCACUGCCCCGGCUCCAGGGGCCCCACCCCUCCGGCGUACGGAGGCUCCAGAGACAACCUGAUGGGAGUGGGGGUGGUCAGCUAUGGUCAGAGGACGCCGGUGUUGCGUCACUCUGGCUCCACUCUGGGCCGUGCCCCGAGGACUUCAUCCACCUCGCUGCACACGGACCACAACAGCAGCAACAACAGUCAGGGAAGGAUCAUUGGGCUGGAGGGGCCGUACCGCUCGCCGCCGCAUCAGCCCCGCUCCCCGUCCUGCUCCCACCAGAAACUCUCCUACAUCAGUGCCCAUGAGAUGACAGACUCCCCUCGCCUGGGGGGGCCAAGAGAGGCCAUGAAAGUGAACGGCCAGAUGGACUGCCACCCGAGCCCGGCUCGCCAAAGCAACAUCAAAAAAGUCACGGGCGUGGGAGGCACCACCUAUGAGAUCUCAGUCUGAGCCCAUCUCCGCCUCCACUUGAGACACUUGGCUGGUCCGCCGUGGUCUUAAGACCCCGAUUGUUUGAACGCCAGAGUAACGAAGGACUGCGUCCUAGACGGAGCUACUGCAAGACGCGUGUUGUGGUAAUGUUUCUGCGCGUCGGCAGGGGGCGCCUUAUAAAUCACUGACUACAGAUCGUACAGUCAUCUGGUGCUUCACGUCAGCUGCGCCCAAACACCAGGACAGAUUGGCGACGUCGCGGAACUAGAGACGAACAUUUAAGUGGAAGCAACAAAGUGUUUCCACCUACAGGCGCUGAAGAGUCAUUCCACUGUGAAGUGAUGACACCGGUGCGACUUCUGUUCGAUGGUCAUACCUCACCCCUACAGCUCGAACGCAGGCGGCCAAGCCCAAGUACAACGAUCCUCAGUGUGACGACGGGAAACACGGAACGCAAACCCCCUCGUGGUGCCAGUGUUUUCAGAGCUCAGUAGGUGGCGCCACCUACUGAGCUCUGAAAACAUCCGCACGUCACUUGUGCGAGGUACUGUUUCUGUUUUAAAGGAGAUUACCUUUGAUUCCAUUUUUUUUUUUUGCAAGUUGGUAGGUCAGAUUUAUAGGGAAGUGAAGGUUGCGAAGUGGGAGCCGGGGGUUGCGCCUCACUACAGAGCAUAAUAAUAUUCCUGGUGUCGUGGUCACUCACGUUACUCGUCUAGGGCCUCUGGUUUUAAAUGAGCAAGAGGGAAAGUUUCAGUGGCACUGGCUCGUGCUUGUGGUGUGGGAGGAGCAAGAGUGGAUGUAGGUUGCUACAGGGAAAAUGCUGAGGUAGACGCACUCAGGUUUGAUUCUCUCACCCGGCAGCAAAAUCAUAAAUAUACCAAGGGAAAUGGUUUCCAUUGGCCUGCUGGGAGACAGGGGCCCGGCAGUUGUUUAUCAAGUUACGCUGUCAACACGAGUGCUAGCAAAGUCAGGCGUCACUCAAGCCCUCCAAAUGGACAGUCCAAGCAACAUUGCUGGCCUUGAACAAGAUCAAGCACAGGCCCUGUCAACCUGACAGAAGGGGAGUCCUGUACAGUUGAAGAAAGCAAGUGGGAGGAGCUUAGAAAGUUCAACUGUCUUCUCAAGAUGCCGUCUACAGUCAGAGCUAGCUAACAGGUCAAACUUCCAGUUGAACCCAGUAAGAGGUGUAUACUGAACCAGAAAUCGCCGUCUGUUCUGGACCACCUAAGGUGGCUACAUUCCCCUCCAACAUCUGGCUGUCUGGUACAGCUCAGCGAUGAAUAAUGGAACCUGGAGUUGUGUUUUGUUUUCCAGCAUGUGUGUUGUAUCAAAUGAUCAUAUGGGAGGAACGUUUGUGUCUCGCAAGCAAACCACUGCUGCCUUUAGUUUCAUGCACAAUUCAAGUUUUGCAGAUCCACAUCGGGUCGGCUGGAUGACUAAGGAUAAUAGAUAGUAGAUAAUAGAAGUGAAACGACUCAAGGAUUAAGGUAUUUUUCAUAGUGUGGCAAAGGCACCGCCACAAUCCAAGACACUAUUAUGCACAGAAAAAUGAUAGAAGUCAGCUUUAAAGUGGGGAUAUGUUGAGGUGUACUGGCCAAAACCAGCAGCAAUGGUGGGCAAAAUUUGAAGUGGUCAUGUCAUCGUCACAUUCCACCGAUGCACAGGAUUCAUGAGGUUUCUGUGGCAACAGUCUUGAACAAAGUGGUGCUUCAAAAUGCCUCACUUGGCCAUUUAAAAAAAAAAAAGGUUGAGUAUUCCCAACUUCUAGUUACUGUUCAGUCCUGACGGGUCGGGGAGGUUUCAUGAGACACUAUUGAAGAAUCCAUGGUCUCAUGAAGGUGUCCUGAUUUUCAGAGGCCACCAGAUGGCGCUGUCCACUUCUAGCGCCAUCUAGUGGCCUUUCAAAAUUAGGACACCAUUUCAUGAUGCCUUAUCUACCCAUCACUACUGUACUGGCAAACUAAAAGGUGAUGCUGAACUGAGGAAAUGAACUGCUUCUAACGCCAAGUGAAACGGCACAAGGAACAUGGUAAACGCCGUCACCCAUCUGCCUUAACGCGAGCAGGUUUGUGACUUAGAAAUGAAAAGGUACAUGUUGGAGAGCUCAAGCUCACUUCCAAAACUCAGACUUAAAUUCAACGUCAAGGUCAUUCCUCUUCAAAACUGCCAUCCAAGUCCACUGCAGGUCAGGAGCCGUUCCUGACUCUCAGCACUGAUGCUGCUCUCCCAACGCCACACGUAUUGAACUAUCUAUAGAAAAUGUAUAUGCAUUCAUGUUUUGUCAAGAGGAAGUGUUUCCCAGUGACCGGAGCUGCGUAAAUAAAGGUUCAACUGUUUGACUGAAACUGGCCGUUGAAGUUUCUAUCAGGUAUAUGUGGAGAUGUGGAACUCUUGGACAGUGUUUUUAUUGGAAGGCGGAGGAAACAUUCAAAAUCAUUUGGGCGCAAAUGAGAAGCAACGUUCCAUCCAUUUACAUGUAUUUACAGAUGCACUGGCACUUGGAUGUCGAGGGAGCAAACGCGGCGGGUGGAACCGGAGAAGAGGGAGCGCACGGAUCAGACAGCUAGACAUCGACUCGACAUGCCUGGGAAUGUUGGUGUCCUGGUGUAGCUGCACAAAACUGAUGAAGCGUCGACGCGGCAAUGUCCAGAUAAAAACAAAAAGGGGGCGGGGCCUGAAAUGGAAGCGUUAAGUGCAUCUGCUCAGCG